AAGGCUCGCUCGUGGGUCCGUGUUGCUUCGAGCGCCUCCUCCGAGCCCUUCGAAUCCUCGCCCUCACCAAAAUCUCCUCUUUCGAAUUCUAGGGUUUUAGAUCCCACCCCCUCUCUCGAGAUCUCGAACUCCCCCUAGGGUUUCGAAGCUCUUCCGAUUGUCUCCAAUGGCGGUGGAGCGGUUGUUGAAAGAUGAAGCCACGGAAGAGAAGGGAGAUCGAGCUCGGAUGGCAUCUUUUAUCGGUGCAAUGGCAAUUGCUGAUUUAGUUAAGACCACCUUAGGACCGAAGGGAAUGGACAAGAUCCUGCAGUCAACUGGCAGAGGGCGUAAUGUCACUGUUACUAAUGAUGGUGCAACUAUAUUGAAGGCACUUCAUAUUGACAACCCAGCUGCGAAGGUCCUUGUUGAUAUAUCGAAAGUUCAAGAUGAUGAAGUUGGUGAUGGAACAACUUCAGUUGUUGUUUUGGCUGGAGAGCUACUGAGGGAAGCUGAAAAAUUGGUCAACUCAAAGAUUCAUCCUAUGACUAUUAUUGCAGGUUACAGAAUGGCUGCUGAAUGUGCACGCAAUGCUUUGUUAGAGAAGGCCAUGGACAACAAACAAGACCCAGAGAAGUUUAAAUCCGAUCUGUUGAACAUUGCUAUGACAACUUUGAGUUCGAAAAUACUUUCCCAGGACAAGGAGUACUUUGCUAAACUUGCUGUUGAUGCUGUUUUGAGGCUUAAGGGGAGCACUAAUUUGGAGGCCAUCCAAAUUCUAAAGAAACCUGGAGGAUCUCUGAAGGACUCUUUUUUGGAUGAAGGGUUUAUUCUUGACAAGAAAAUAGGUAUUGGGCAACCAAAGCGCAUUGAGAACGCCAAGAUUUUGGUUGCUAACACUGCUAUGGACACUGACAAAGUAAAGAUCUAUGGGGCCCGCGUUCGUGUUGAUUCGAUGACUAAGGUUGCAGAGAUCGAAGCUGCGGAGAAGCAGAAGAUGAGAGAGAAAGUGCAAAAAAUAAUAGCCCAUGGAAUCAACUGUUUCGUUAACCGUCAAUUGAUAUAUAACUUUCCAGAGGAACUAUUUGCUGAUGCUGGCAUACUUGCUAUCGAGCAUGCUGAUUUUGAUGGGAUUGAGCGGUUGGCGCUCGUUACAGGCGGUGAGAUUGCAUCGACUUUUGAUAAUCCAGAGUCUGUUAAGCUUGGGCAUUGCAAGCUUAUUGAAGAGAUAAUGAUUGGUGAAGAUAGGUUGAUUCAUUUCUCUGGGUGCGAAAUGGGUCAAGCUUGUACCAUUGUUUUAAGAGGUGCAAGCCAACAUGUGCUCGAUGAAGCUGAAAGAUCCUUGCACGAUGCCCUGUGUGUGCUGACUCAGACCGUGAACGACAGCCGGGUCUUACUCGGUGGCGGAUGGCCUGAGAUGGUGAUGGCAAAGGAGGUUGACGAACUAGCACGCAGGACCCCCGGAAAGAAAUCUCAUGCUAUCGAGGCCUUCUCCCGGGCUCUCCAAGCCAUCCCAACCAUCAUAGCUGACAAUGCCGGACUUGAUAGCGCCGACCUUAUCUCUCAGCUCCGUGCCGAGCAUCAUAAGGAGAGGAGCACUUCUGGAAUUGAUGUCAUCUCUGGCGGGGUUGGCGACAUGGAAAAGCUCGGAAUCUCGGAGUCCUUCAAAGUUAAACAAGCUGUACUUUUAUCGGCGACCGAGGCGGCUGAGAUGAUACUGAGGGUUGAUGAGAUCAUUACUUGCGCUCCGAGGAAGAGGGAGGAUAGAAUGUGACCUUGUUCCUCCUUCCGUUUAACCAACCAUGGCAAUUGUUUGAAUAUGGGUUCAAUGCUUUUCGAGUUUUUUCGAACUCUAUUUAUCAGAUGCCUGUAAACUGCCCAAAUAUCUGCCACUCGAGACUGCUUAGAUCUUUGAGUUCUUUUGAUUGAGAUGUUGUAUCAGGUUUUGCGCUUGCUUUCCACUUCUUUGCACUAAUCUGAAAACCAAUCAUUUUAUUUUUUACACCAUAACUUUGUACCCAUUUGAAUCUUGGACGUUUAAGGUUAUUAACUGCAGUAGCAGAUGAGUAAGAAUAGUGGCUUAGGGCUUUAUUUUUGCUAUUUAUCACCUUGUGUGAUCAGUUUUA
Molecule: messenger RNA, 2102 nt
Organism: Ananas comosus (pineapple)
Lineage: Eukaryota; Viridiplantae; Streptophyta; Magnoliopsida; Poales; Bromeliaceae
Product: T-complex protein 1 subunit beta
Exons: 11
Coding region: 167-1750 (527 amino acids)
Biological process (GO): protein folding
Cellular component (GO): cytosol; chaperonin-containing T-complex
Molecular function (GO): ATP binding; ATP hydrolysis activity; ATP-dependent protein folding chaperone
Source: RefSeq, a predicted model, not a curated record